Messenger RNA from Diceros bicornis minor, 4776 nucleotides. RefSeq names its product VPS39 subunit of HOPS complex (gene VPS39). Gene Ontology annotation, molecular function: protein binding. Bases 144 to 2771 code for a protein of 875 amino acids. The transcript has 25 exons. NCBI's taxonomy places the organism in Eukaryota, Metazoa, Chordata, Mammalia, Perissodactyla, Rhinocerotidae. The record is from RefSeq and is a predicted model, not a curated record. Gene Ontology annotation, biological process: endosomal vesicle fusion; autophagy; vesicle-mediated transport. Gene Ontology annotation, cellular component: membrane; cytoplasm.
UGGCUCUGUUGCCGAAGGCCCUGUAGCUGGGGGUCGCUGGCCGCUUCCCGGUCGGCUCUUUCCUUCGGCCGGUGCUGGCCGCCAGCGAGCCUGGCCCAGCACACUCCGGAUGAGACUGCCGGGGCGUCUCUGUUCUCGCCGCCAUGCACGACGCCUUCGAGCCAGUGCCGAUCCUAGAAAAGCUGCCUCUGCAGAUCGACUGCCUGGCUGCCUGGGAGGAAUGGCUUCUUGUUGGAACCAAACAAGGACAUCUUCUUCUCUAUAGGAUUCGGAAGGAUGUUGGUUGCAACAGGUUUGAAGUGACGCUAGAGAAAUCCAAUAAGAACUUCUCCAAAAAGAUUCAGCAGAUCCAUGUGGUUUCCCAGUUUAAGAUUCUGGUCAGCUUGUUAGAAAAUAAUAUUUAUGUCCAUGACCUAUUGACAUUUCAACAAAUCACUACAGUUUCAAAGGCAAAAGGAGCAUCACUGUUCACCUGCGACCUCCAGCACACAGAGACUGGUGAGGAGGUGUUGAGGAUGUGUGUGGCUGUGAAAAAGAAGCUGCAGCUCUAUUUCUGGAAGGACAGGGAAUUUCAUGAAUUGCAGGGAGACUUCAGUGUACCAGAUGUGCCCAAGUCCAUGGCAUGGUGUGAAAAUUCUAUCUGUGUGGGUUUCAAGAGAGACUACUACCUAAUAAGGGUGGAUGGAAAGGGGUCCAUCAAAGAGCUCUUCCCAACAGGAAAACAGCUGGAGCCUUUAGUUGCACCUCUGGCAGAUGGAAAAGUGGCUGUGGGUCAGGAUGAUCUCACCGUGGUGCUCAAUGAGGAAGGGAUCUGCACACAGAAAUGUGCCCUCAACUGGACAGACAUACCAGUGGCAAUGGAGCACCAGCCUCCCUACAUCAUUGCAGUGUUGCCUCGAUAUGUGGAGAUCCGAACAUUUGAGCCAAGGCUUCUGGUCCAGAGCAUUGAAUUGCAAAGGCCCCGUUUCAUUACCUCGGGAGGAUCAAACAUUAUCUAUGUGGCCAGCAAUCAUUUUGUCUGGAGACUCAUUCCUGUCCCUAUGGCAACCCAAAUCCAACAGCUCCUCCAAGACAAGCAGUUUGAAUUGGCUCUGCAGCUCGCGGAAAUGAAAGAUGAUUCUGACAGUGAAAAGCAGCAACAGAUCCAUCACAUCAAGAACUUGUAUGCCUUCAACCUCUUCUGCCAGAAGCGUUUUGAUGAGUCCAUGCAGGUCUUUGCUAAGCUUGGCACAGAUCCUACCCACGUCAUGGGCCUGUACCCAGACCUGCUGCCCACCGACUACAGGAAGCAGCUGCAGUAUCCUAACCCGCUGCCCGUGCUCUCCGGGGCUGAACUGGAGAAGGCUCACUUAGCUCUGAUUGACUACCUAACACAGAAACGAAGCCAACUGGUAAAGAAGCUGAAUGACUCGGAUCACCAGUCUAGCACCUCCCCACUCAUGGAGGGCACUCCCACCAUCAAAUCCAAGAAGAAGCUGUUGCAAAUCAUUGACACCACGCUGCUCAAGUGCUACCUCCACACGAACGUGGCCCUGGUGGCCCCCUUACUGCGCCUGGAGAACAAUCACUGUCACAUCGAAGAGAGCGAGCAUGUGCUGAAGAAGGCUCACAAGUACAGUGAACUGAUAAUCCUGUACGAGAAGAAGGGGCUCCACGAGAAAGCUCUGCAGGUGCUGGUGGACCAGUCCAAGAAAGCUAACUCCCCUCUGAAAGGCCAUGAGCGGACUGUGCAGUACCUGCAACAUCUGGGCACAGAAAACCUGCAUUUGAUUUUUUCCUACUCCGUGUGGGUGCUGAGAGACUUCCCAGAGGAUGGCCUGAAGAUAUUUACAGAAGACCUCCCAGAGGUGGAGUCUCUACCACGAGAUCGCGUGCUCAGCUUCUUAGUAGAGAAUUUUAAGGGUCUGGCUAUUCCUUAUCUGGAACACGUCAUCCAUGUUUGGGAGGAGACGGGCUCUCGGUUCCACAACUGCCUGAUCCAGCUGUACUGUGAGAAGGUGCAAGGUCUGAUGAAGGAGUAUCUCCUGUCCUUCCCGGCAGGCAAAACUCCAGUCCCUGCUGGAGAGGAAGAGGGUGAGCUAGGAGAAUAUCGACGGAGGCUUCUUAUGUUCUUGGAAAUUUCUGGUUACUAUGAUCCAGGCCGGCUCAUCUGUGACUUUCCUUUUGAUGGCCUAUUGGAAGAACGUGCUCUCCUGCUGGGACGCAUGGGGAAGCAUGAGCAAGCUCUCUUCAUCUAUGUCCACAUCCUAAAGGAUACACGGAUGGCUGAGGAGUACUGCCACAAGCAUUAUGACCAAAACAAAGAUGGCAACAAAGAUGUGUAUCUGUCCCUGCUCCGGAUGUACCUGUCGCCACCCAGUGUUCACUGCCUGGGGCCAGUCAAGCUGGAACUGCUGGAGCCACAAGCCAACCUCCAGGCCGCCCUGCAGGUCCUCGAGCUGCACCACAGCAAAUUGGAUACCACCAAGGCCAUCAACCUUCUGCCAGCAAACACUCAGAUUAAUGAUAUACGCAUCUUUCUGGAAAAGGUCUUGGAAGAAAAUGCACAAAAGAAACGGUUCAAUCAAGUGCUCAAGAACCUUCUCCACGCAGAGUUCUUGAGGGUCCAGGAGGAGCGGAUUUUACACCAGCAGGUGAAGUGCAUCAUCACGGAGGAGAAGGUGUGCAUGGUGUGUAAGAAGAAGAUUGGGAACAGUGCUUUUGCAAGAUACCCCAACGGAGUGGUCGUGCACUACUUCUGUUCCAAAGAGGUAAACCCGGCUGAUACCUGAGCCCAGCGUGCCAAGGACUCAGCAGAUGGGACAGCUCGGCUAUCCAAGAGAGGGGAAGGAGCACUGGCCUUAGGAAUCGGGGGCCACUGCCACCACCAGGUGUCUCCCAUUUGGACACUACUGGCCGCCUUGUGCCCGGGAACAUCUCUGAAUUAAUCAGACUCAUGGUCUGGCGUUGCCAGCUUUUUAAUAGAAAAAGAUUAGUUACACCUUCUAUACCAUUAUGUUGCAGGCAAUUCUAGAGAAUUUAAUACGUGGUUGGACAGGAGGAGGUGGGGCAGGCCACCGUCUCGCCUUGCAUACCAGUCACCUAAUAAGGAAACUGUCUGAAGUGUUUGUAACCCCGGGGCUGUUUCUUCAGUGUUUUCUAUUAAGAAACCUGCAGGACUUUCCAGAGCCCUCAGCAUGGCCGAGUCCUGGGAGAGGAGAGCAGUGCUAGAGCUGCUCUCACUGCAGAGGCCUCGUGCCCUUGGCGAUGACAGUCACUGCCCCAUAGUUGCAGUCCCUGUGUCCCCCAGUGGUCUCCCCACUCGUCUCUUUAUUUUCAGUCUCCUUUUCUUUCUCACUAUUUAUUUUCUUCCCUUAUCUCGCCCCUCACUGCUCCACCUAGGCUUUCUCUCCCAUUUUCCUGACACUGGGAAUAACUAAUAUUUUAAGUAAGGUAAAGUGAGAAGCAAGAGGAAGCCUCAGUCCUAAGAAUACGUUGAUAAUUGGUUGUCAGGUGUGUUGUAAAUAGAUCUUCCUCGGACUGUAAGCCCUAUGCCUGGGAGCUUAGGAGAACGUCCCUCUCUGUCCCCUCGGGGCCGAGUGUGAGGGAGCCCUGAGGAUGGACUGCACUGGGUGUACGACCUCUCAGGCAGACAUCCACAGAGGCUCCUGCUCUGGUUCACCCAGCAGCCGCCCAGGGCAGGCUGGUUCAUCUCUGUGAGCAGAGUGCUUCGUGCUGUGGCGCCUUUCUCUUUGCAGCCAUGUUACCCACUACCUUACGGCUUAGACUGGCCGUGCUUCUCCAGUCUCUGGGCAGGAGUUGGACGAUUGUGCUGGGUGGAUCUCUGCAACACACGGGGAAUGAUCAGAUCAGGAGCUGACAGUGACGUGAUGACGUGCUUGUGAGGUGCUUGGGGACAGCCGGGGGUGUGGCAGGAGCAGCACUGGGUUGAUGAAAUAACUCACUGCCAAGUCUGUUGAGCAUUUGUGUGUGUGGGGACCCUGCCUCCCACAGGGCACUGGAGGUGCACAGGAGUGUCUAGCACUGCAGGCUGAGGAUACAUGAGAGAGUGGCCCUGCAUCCUGUCCUCCCUGGGGUUUUGCAGGCUCGCCAUCCUGUUGCCCCAGUGUCUUUAAUGGUAGUGAGUGAGGGUGGGUGACGGUGCCCAACACUGACACUGCUUUAGUGGCCUGUCCUUGACAUGCCAUGAUUUUUUAAAACUGCAGCACCGUGCUGUUUCGGGCCUGUGUUAUAGACUAGGCUCCUCCCAGGCACGCUCACUGUGGAGGGUCUGUGAGUGCCGUCAGCAUCACUCGCAGAGAUCAGGAUUCUGCUCAGCUUUGGAGGGCGAGGAGUCCUUCACAAGAGCCACGUCCCAACCGGCCACACCCCCCACAAGAAGCAGUGCUGCCCUGGGCGUCCUUUGCACAACCAGCUCCGACAAGCCUCCUCUGGGAGCAGCAGUACAAUCGUCAGGCCAGCCCUCCGCUGUGCAGCAGAAACUCGCCCCGCCAUGCGAACCCUCCCUCCUGGCCUGCUGUGUUUGUAUCUUCCAUUCCCACUACCUGUGUGGCACAUGUGUCUGAAGCAAUAGAAUGAAGUAUAUGUUUUUUCUUCCUUCUGGAAUAUGUAAAUGACCCAAUUUUUCCAAACUCCAUUCUUCCUUCCCUAGCCUCUCUCUGCCCUUGGAGGAGGGGUGGAGAAGGCUGGAAAUGAAAGCUCUGUAAUGAGGACUGAUGAGGAUCUCUCAUAAUAAACAUCAUGAUGUAAGAAACCAAGCCUGUUUGGGUCUCUUUU